AUGACGAGUGCAGAUCCUGUGGCGCGCGAGAGCGUGCCUUCUGUGAUGACCCCCGCAGAUCCACAGCCUGCGGUGGCUGUGAACGGCGCGACGAACACGUCGCCGCCCACGCCGAGCGACCCCCCCACGACGACGGCGCCUGCACCAUCCCACCCACAUACCCUCCCACUGGCUUCGCCAGCGGCGCUUGCGUACUUUACUGCGAACCCACGCCGUCCGCAAGUGUACUUUGGCAACUACCUUCUCCUGCAGACGUUGGGUGAGGGCGAGUUUGGCAAAGUCAAGUUGGGCGUGCAUCGCAAGUAUGGCGAAGAAGUGGCUAUCAAGCUGAUUAAGCGUGAGAAGGUCGCUGCGUCUGCGCAAGAAGAAGGCACCGACGAAUCGAAGAUGAGCAAAGUAGAGCGUGAGAUUCACAUCCUCAAGCUGCUGAAGCAUCCCAAUAUUGUGCAUCUGUAUGAGGUCAUUGAGUCCGAGCGCUACAUUGGCAUCGUGCUGGAGUACGGUGCCGGGGGCGAGCUCUUCGAUUAUAUCUUGGCACACAAAUGCCUGAAAGAACGCGAUGCCUGUCGUCUUUUUGCGCAGCUCGUGUCCGGUGUGUCGUACCUGCACCGCAAAAAGAUCAUUCAUCGUGACUUGAAGCUGGAGAAUCUGCUUUUGGACCGGAAUCGCAACGUCAUGAUCACCGAUUUCGGCUUUGCGAACAACUUUUCGGCACGUGAAAAUGACUUGAUGGCGACCAGCUGCGGUAGUCCAUGCUACGCGGCACCCGAGUUGGUCGUCCAGGAUGGUCUCUAUGUCGGUGCGGCGGUAGAUGUAUGGUCCUGUGGUGUGAUUCUCUACGCCAUGCUAGCCGGGUACUUGCCCUUUGACGACGACCCAGCGAACCCCGAAGGCGAUAAUAUCAAUAUGCUGUACAAGUACAUCAUGUCGACGCCCCUGACAUUCCCUGACUAUAUCGGCGCAGAGCCGCGGUCGUUGCUGCUGCGUAUGCUUGUCCCAGAUCCGACCAAGCGCGCGACGCUUGACGAAGUCAUGGCCCAUCCAUGGCUCGCGCCCUACCGUGAUAUUUUCCAGUUCUCGGUCGAGGAGCUGGAAAACGCCGCGAUCGAGCAGCAAGCCAAGAAACGCCAGGCCUACCGCGAUCAGAUGGAAGAGCAGCAGGCGUUGUUGGAGCAUACAUGGCCCACGUCCAACACGACGACUGCUAUGCCCGCGUCGGCCUCCCAUGCGACCAAUUUGUCCAUGUCGUCAUCUACGUCGUCAUGGCAGCCGAACGUGGCGGCGGCAGCCUCGCCUCUCGCCUCGCCUGUGCCCUCGCCCCCGAUCCCUGUAUCGGCCACGGCGCCGUCGGUGCCCAAGGCUGCGUUGACGACGCCCCCGAAGCCCACAGCCGCCGCGCCGAUGCCUACGCGCUCGACCGAUGCAACGCCGCCAAUGCCUGCCGCUGUGCCCACAUCAUCGUCGAUGCCGAUGGCUGCGGCGCCUACGCUGACGCCGCCAACCACGACGACGACCACAACGACGGUGUCCAAACGCAAGAGCGAGACGGACGACACGAACAAACGGGCUGGCAAGCCACGCACGCUAAGCAACGAGCUCACUACGACGGUGCUCGCACCGCCGCAGCGCCGAAUCUCGAAAGAACGUCGUGUCGAGUCGAAACUAGCCCCACCGCUUACGAUCCCCACCACCAGCAUGACGAUGCUCGCGCCGAUUUCAGUGCCGAUACCGAUGCAGCAUACCACCGCCUCACCACGCAAGGAAGGCCCGUCGUCGUUUGGGCAGGAACCACUGAGUCUUACGUCGUUCCUUCCGCAGCGUCGUCAGGAAUCGCGAUCGCGUAAGACGUCGGUAUCCAAGCCGGAGCCCACCGAGACGGCAGCGACGCCACAGCCCACCUCUGUCGAUGUACCGCCCGUCCCUGUACCGGCAUCAGCGCCGGCCCCAGCGCCUGCAUCUGUCCCAGCUCCAGACGCAGAUGCUGCGCCUGUCAGUGACUUGGACGGCACCUCAACCCUGGCGCCGCCAUUGGUGUUCCCCUGGCACAACUCGUCGUACGAAUUGGCCAACGAGGCUAUGGUUCUCCCCCGCUUGACGCAAGAUGAGCACCCUACACGACGUGCGACCAAGCCCAAGAUGGAACGUGUCCGACCCGUCUCGAUGCCCGUGCCGCCUCGUGAGGUGGAGACGAUGCCUACGACCACUACGACGUCGCCACGUAUGGCCAGUGCUACCAGCACCGUUCCUCCGCCGCGUGCCUCGCUGGAUACGGCGCUGGACCGACGAGCCAAGGAACCGGCCCACAACAGCAAGCCUAGUGAGGGUCCCAGCGUCGUGUGGAGUCACACCGAACCACGCCAGCCUUCGACGCAGACCGAGCAGCAUGCCAAGGCGUCAUGGUGGCGCCGCCUGAGUGGCCGGCAUACACCGAUGGCCAAGCCUGCGAUGGCGACGACGCACGAGGAAGCGUCCGAGGCCACGGGCACUACGGCCAGUGCCAUGACGGCGGCGGCCGCUGCCGCGUUGGCGUCGAGCCAAGACGAGGAGAAGCGGCGUGUGCGCCCCAAGUCGAUGGACGUGGAGCGUGGGAUGCGCACCGACGAUGCGAGCCGCGCCGAGCAGCUUCGGCUGGCGCGUGAGCGUUUGGAAGGCGCGCCGCGACGUGUCUCGAUGCAUGUGCCACCCACCUCGGCGCCGCUGCCGUCGAACACAGGCAUGGAAACGCGCUUGUACUGGGAGCGCCGUCUCAAAGUGCAUGUGGGCGCCGUGGAUCAGGCUGCCUUGACGACACGCCGCCCUGACGAACUGUUUGCGGAGCUCGUGCAGGUGCUGCAGCACAUGGGUCUAGCCAUGCGGCCGACGCCCAAGUACGAGUUCCGCGUCGAAUGUAUGCGACCGAAGCGCCUGAACAAACUGGAACGGUUCUUCUCCAGUCAGCGACAAGAGACGUCGCGUCGUCGCUGGUCGCGUAUGACGCCGAAGAGUAGCGGCAGCGCUGGGUCGACAGCGACGCCGCGUGUCUCGACCAGCCGCGAUGAGGUGGAGGGUGAUAUGGCGCGGCUGAGUUUGAGCAGCGCAGCAACGACGUCCUUGCCGAUGUCCAACACGGCGCAGUCGUUGGAGCAGGCGGCCUUUACGGCGGCCCAGAGCCCCCCUCUCUUUGGCGAGUCGCACGAGGAUGGCGGCCAUGAAGUGCGCCUGUCGAUUGAGCUUACGCGUCUUGUCAAGCUGCAAGGCCUGUACAGCGUGGAUAUUCGGCGGAUGAAGGGCAAUAUCUGGUCGUACAAGUUCCUCUAUGACCAAAUUCUCGAACGCCUCAACUUGGGCGGCCGCGUGUAUGUCACGCCAUCGUGA
This is a messenger RNA of Malassezia pachydermatis, 3354 nucleotides long. Its product is annotated as camk camkl kin4 protein kinase. The transcript has a single exon. Gene Ontology annotation, cellular component: cytoplasm. Gene Ontology annotation, biological process: microtubule cytoskeleton organization; protein phosphorylation; intracellular signal transduction. Bases 1 to 3354 code for a protein of 1117 amino acids. Gene Ontology annotation, molecular function: tau-protein kinase activity; protein serine/threonine kinase activity; ATP binding. The record is from RefSeq and is a predicted model, not a curated record. NCBI's taxonomy places the organism in Eukaryota, Fungi, Basidiomycota, Malasseziomycetes, Malasseziales, Malasseziaceae.